Oryza brachyantha (malo sina) is the source of this 2234-nucleotide messenger RNA. Its product is annotated as sister chromatid cohesion 1 protein 1. The record is from RefSeq and is a predicted model, not a curated record. The coding region runs from base 30 to 1859 and encodes 609 amino acids. Gene Ontology annotation, cellular component: synaptonemal complex; cohesin complex. Gene Ontology annotation, molecular function: chromatin binding; protein binding. The transcript is spliced from 20 exons. Gene Ontology annotation, biological process: replication-born double-strand break repair via sister chromatid exchange; mitotic sister chromatid cohesion; synaptonemal complex assembly. NCBI's taxonomy places the organism in Eukaryota, Viridiplantae, Streptophyta, Magnoliopsida, Poales, Poaceae.
CCUCACUCUCUCCAUCCUCGCGAUCGAGAAUGUUCUACUCGCACCAGCUCCUCGCGCGGAAGGCUCCACUCGGCCAGAUAUGGAUGGCGGCGACGCUUCACGCGAAGAUCAACCGCAAGCGGCUUGACAAGCUUGACAUUAUCAAAAUCUGUGAGGAGAUUCUGAACCCGUCGGUACCAAUGGCUCUGAGGCUCUCCGGAAUCCUCAUGGGUGGCGUGGUGAUCGUGUACGAGAGGAAGGUGAAGGUUCUGUAUGAUGACGUGUCUCGGCUUCUGAUUGAGAUCAACGAGGCAUGGCGGGUCAAGCCGGUCGCUGACCCCACUGUACUUCCCAAGGGCAAAACCCAAGCCAAGUACGAAGCAGUAACACUGCCAGAGAAUAUGAUGGAUAUGGAUCUAGAGCAGGAGCAGCCCAUGCUUUUCCCAGAAGCUGAUACUACAAGGUUCCGGGGAAUGCGCUUGGAGGAUUUGGAUGAACAAUAUGUUAAUGUCAACCUAGAUGAUGAUGACUUCUCGCGCGCUGAGAAUCAUCACCAAGCUGAUGCAGAAAAUAUCACCCUGGCUGAUAAUUUUGGGUCUGGACUCGGAGACACUGAUGUGUUCAAUCGUUUUGAGAGAUUCGACAUAACAGACGAUGACACCACAGUCAAUAUCACUCCUGAUGGGCACCCACAGGUUCCAAGUACUCUGGUCCCUUCACCGCCUAGGCAGGAAGAGCCUCCUCAGCAACAAGAAAACUAUCAUGCGGCCCCAUCCCCUCUUCAUGAAGAACCUCAACAAGGGGGUUCAUCUCAUGAGCAACUGCAGCAGAAGUUGAAGGGUCAGCAACCAGCUAAAUCAUCAAAGAGGAAAAAGCAUAUGAAAGACCCCCAGGUGAUGAUGGAUAAUGACCAGAUAAUGAUCCCAGGAAAUGUAUAUCAAACAUGGCUCAAGGAUCCAUCAAGUCUCAUUGCCAAAAGGCGCAGAAUCAAUAGUAAAAUUAAUCUUAUUCAGUCAAUCAAGAUAAGCGACCUCAUGAACCUGCCCCCAGUUUCUCUAAUAUCUUCCUUGGACAAGUCGCCCUUGGAAUUUUAUUAUCCUAAGCAGCUUAUGCAGCUUUGGAAGGAAUGUACUGAAGUCAAGUUCCCGAAAACUCCAUCUUCAGGAGGGCAGAAGUCAUCAUCACCAGAACAACAGCAAAGAAACUCGCCUCCUCAGGCAUUUGCACCCCAGGCUCAGGUUGAUAAUGAGAGGGAAAUGGGAUUUCACCCAGUGGACUUUGCAGAUGACAUUGAAAAACUCCGAGGAAACACUAGUGCAGAAUAUGAAAGAGAUUAUGAUACUUUUCAGAGUGAUCAUAGUGCUACUCCUGGAAGUCCUGGGCUAAGUCGCAGGUCUGCUUCAAGCUCUGGUGGCUCUGGACGGGGAUUUAUGCCAUUGGAUCCAGAAGUACAGUUGCCAUCUGGAAGGUCCAAGAGGAGGCAGCAUUCGUCUGGAAAAAGCUUUGGGAACCUUGAUCCAGUUGAAGAAGAAUUUCCACUCGAGCAAGAAGUGAGAGAUUUCAAGAUGAGAAGGCUUUCAGAUAUUGGGCCAACUCCUGACCUUCUGGAGGAAACCGAACCUACUCAAACCCCAUAUGCGAAGAAAUCCAAUCCCAUCGACCAGGUCACACAAUCAAUCCACUCGUACCUCAAGCUGCACUUUGACACCCCAGGGGCCUCACAGUCUGAAUCACUAAGGCAGCUAGCAUAUGGAAUGACUACAGCAAAGGCUGCCCGGCUCUUCUAUCAAGCAUGUGUUUUAGCAACUCUUGAUUUUAUCAAGGUUAAGCAGCUGGAACCAUACGGAGACAUCUUGAUCUCGAGAGGACCAAAGAUGUGAAAUGUUUUUGCAUAUAAAGAAGAUGCCAUCCUUAAUGUUAAUAUUUGGAUAACUUUCGGCCUGUUGUGGUUCUUGCACAUCUCGUGUUAUAUAUGGUGUUUAAGUUCGUUCAGGAAGUAUAGAAGAUGGAAGACUAGUAGGCUUGUAGGUAGGUUGUAUUGGGUCGGCUUAGACACUUUUGCGUAUGUAAUUUUGUAAGCUAUGCUGACUUGCUUGGCUUGAUAGCUGUUGUAGGGUUAAAACUAGUAAAUGGUAUCCUUCAGGGUAUGGUCUAUAUAUUUAAGAGGAAAUAGCUGGCUUUAACUCUUAUACUUUGUUGUUCGAUGCUUCUCACUUGAAUACUCUGCCAUCUUUUAACAUAUAAUUUACUUGGUU